AUGAAGAAACACGAAGAUAAGGAGAACCUUGUGACCUCAGCAGGUCGGGGAGCGAUGAUGCCCAGAACGCCGAUCCAUCAGCUGAAGAGAUCCAGUUCGAAUCUGGCCGGCAGGAAUAGCACGCGUAUGCCGCUUGCUUCUAAGGACAGGAACCAGUCGCAGGGUGUCUUCGGGCUGAAGACAAGCGGGGCGGGCGGCGCGGGCGGCGCGCAGGCGCAGAGCAAGCGGCCCGCUUCCAGCAGCAUUGCCAAGAACAUGCCCGACAGCAAGUUGAAGAAGUACGGGAGCGUGCUGGGGGUGGGGUACGGGAGUCUGGCGAAGGCUAAGUCGCUUGUGCUGAAGGAUACCAGCGACUGCGAAAGCGCGAACGAGGAGUCCGAAGAGGAGGAGGGAAACCCGCUGGCGGCGAAACUGAAAAGCAGGCUCUGCUCGGCCGAAGAGGGCGGCAACGAAGAUGACGGCAGCAGCGGGCUCCUGCUUGGCGAGGCACUUUCACAGCUGGCGGCUGCCGGCGAGACGCAGGAGGACGUGCCACCCGUGGAGUAUGCGCCCGAGAAGCUGCCCGAGCUACCGCAUGUCCCGAACGGCUACGAGUCGCUCAAGAGCGCGGAUCUUGCCAAGUUGGCGAAGUACCACUCUCCCUUCUUACGAUUCGGCGACAAGGAGGACGAGGAGAACACGGAACCCGGGGAUUCCCAGCAGCUCAUCCCGCUCGAGUUUGGGGCCCUAGACGACUCCCAGUCAUCUAGUGACGAAGACGAUGCAACAAGCAAUGGAGCAGCAUUGGGUGCGAUCGCUCUGUCUCAGGAGGAACCGGACGAAGUGCAGUUUGAGUUUGCCGUUGGUGAGGGAUUGGAUUCUAAGGACCUACAUUCUCUAUUAGACUGA
Messenger RNA from Eremothecium gossypii ATCC 10895, 888 nucleotides. It is a transcript of the gene PDS1, whose product is annotated as securin. The transcript has a single exon. Bases 1 to 888 code for a protein of 295 amino acids. The record is from RefSeq and is marked provisional. Gene Ontology annotation, biological process: chromosome organization. NCBI's taxonomy places the organism in Eukaryota, Fungi, Ascomycota, Saccharomycetes, Saccharomycetales, Saccharomycetaceae. Gene Ontology annotation, cellular component: nucleus; cytoplasm.